AGGAUGUGGAUCCCUCAGUUGGUCGCUUCCGGAACAUGGUGCAGACUGCAGUGGUCCCAGUCAAGAAGAAGCGGGUGGAAGGCCCUGGCUCCCUGGGCCUGGAGGAAUCGGGGAGCAGGCGCAUGCAGAACUUUGCAUUCAGUGGAGGACUCUACGGGGGCCUGCCCCCCACGCACAGUGAGGCCGGCUCCCAGCCGCACGGCAUCCACGGGACAGCACUCAUCGGUGGCUUGCCCAUGCCAUACCCGAACCUCGCCCCUGAUGUGGACUUGACUCCCGUUGUGCCGUCAGCAGUGAACAUGAACCCUGCACCAAACCCUGCGGUCUAUAACCCCGAAGCCGUCAACGAACCCAAGAAAAAGAAAUAUGCAAAAGAGGCUUGGCCGGGCAAGAAGCCCACACCUUCCUUACUGAUUUGAUAUUUUUGGUCAUGGAGGAGGGUGGGAUUGGGUGGGAAUUGGGUGGAAGGGUGAGGGGGGAGCUAAUGAACUAGGGAGAAAAACUUUCCAUGUGUGCGGUCUCGUCUUUCAGAAUGUCUCCUGGGGCCCUAACCGUGUACUAUUAAAGCUGGGGAAUAUCCCAUAAAGACCUGUCUUCAGAACACUUUGAGUAUAGAGCAGUGUUUCAUGUUUCCUGAUAAGUAGGCUGCCCUGGCUCUUUCCCAGGCCUUCCAUCACCUCCUUUUUCUUUUCUCCCUCGUUCUAGGGGCAUUUUGAUUUACAGGCGCGUUCCCUGGGAGGAGACUCCAGGCCCUCAGGUGGGAUCUAGAGCCGUGGUGGUGGCAGCAGCAUCACCAGCCUGUGGGGCCAGCAGCCUGAUUUCUGUUGACUGUCCCUGUAAGUCCCAGAUAGCGAAGGGGUUGCCGUGGAUCCCAGGGCGAUCAGAAGAGGGUUUAGAAUUCUUCAGUUAAGCUAAGGUUUCAACUCAGAGAUGUUUGCCUAGGUCACUGGUUUUGAGGUCUGAUAGUUAGGCUUUUUUCUCUUUUGUCCUUUCUGUUGGAAUGAGAACAUUUGGAUUUUCCUUCAUCUGUGACCAGUGCCAUAGACACGGAUGGGUAGUUGGAAACUUACAGUAUUGUUGGAACUUUACUUGUUUCUCUUGUCACAUCUGAGUACCCUACUUGCCGAAGUUUCUCGUUUGAUUCCAGAGUACUGUCCUCUACUCUCUAAAGUCUUGCUUUCCUUUUCAAGUGUGUUGUGAAGGCAAUUUUUUAAGGAUAUGACCAGUUAGAGCAGCAAUUCCAAUUAAAAAGGAAAAGAUUUUACUUUGCAAGUACCUGAUGUCUUGAAGAGGACAUUUUUAAAUGUUGGUUCAGAGGCUCUCCCCUCCUUUACUGAGAGCUCUCAUAACCCAGAGCUCCAGGACUGGGCCCAGCUAACAAACAUAGGAGACGAAGGUAGCAAACAGUGAUAGGAGCUUUGUACAGAGAUUUGUACAUUUGUGUAAUAGGCCUUUUCACGCUUUAUGUGUAGCUUUUUACCUGUAACCUUUAUUACAUUGUAAAUUAAACGUAACUUUUGUCAUU
This is a messenger RNA of Leptonychotes weddellii (Weddell seal), 1525 nucleotides long. The record is from RefSeq and is a predicted model, not a curated record. Lineage: Eukaryota; Metazoa; Chordata; Mammalia; Carnivora; Phocidae.